CGCGGCGGGCCCGGCGCUCCCGCCGCCGGGACGGGCCCCUCGGCUGCUGCCGCCCCGCUCCCCGCGGCCCCGCCGCCUUCCCCAAGCGGCGGCCCCGCGCCCGGCUGCCCUCCGGGGGACCGAGGGGCGCGGGAGCGGCCCGGGCAGCAGAGGGAGGGGAGGCCCGGGGGCGGGGAGCGCGCCCCAGGCCCGGCCCUCCGCUCCCGCCGAGACUUGCGGCUCGUUGUGAGGGAUUUUCCUCGCCUGACGGCUUCGGAGGGCGAGCCCCUUCCCGAAGGGGCGUCCCACGCCUCCUCGUCGCCGUUGGCCUCGCAGCUGCUGCGUUUCCCGACCCGCAGGUCCCGAACUCGGCUUCAGGCUCCCCUCGGACCAGGCCCCGGAGCUGCAGCUCGUCCCGGCCUUGCCGGGUGGUGGGAAAACCUCCGGCAGGAAGGGCCGAAGUGUCUCCCCGGGGCUGAACGCAGAAUGAAGCUGGUAACAAGUAGAGCACAUUCAUGACCACCUGAUCGCACAAGCCGCACAGCUUGAAUGGUGCAUCUUGUCCUGUAAACGGUUUCUUGCCUUCCUUGUCUGUACCUCCGAAUGGCUCAGUGUGGGUCUCAUUAAUUUAAACCAUUCGUGGGUUUCAACUCAUGCAGUAUCCACUGUGAUCUUUGUUGGCUUCGUUUUUUUUCCCGGCUUGAGCUUUUAAGCUCUGUAUAUUUAUAAAAAUAUGCAGCAGCAUAAUCACCAUCUAAAAUAAUUCCCAACUUCAACGAUUAUUAGUGGAGCAAAGUCAGGUGCCUGGAGCACAAACCCCACAUCGCUGACACUUGAGCAGUUGUGUGCCCUGGGGAGAGAUGAUGCCCUAUCCCAGACAUUUAUUAAAGUUGCCUCCUCCUUGGCACAACGUGGCAGAUCCUCUUUGAAGUAACUCAGGAAAUGGGGUGACGCAGCAGCAUUUCCAUUCACACCAGACACGUCCGCCUCCAUGAACCAGCGGGCAUAUCUGGGCACCAGCUACCUGGACAUCGCCAAGGGCGCCGUGGAGAUCUUCAUGAAGCUGCGGGCCCGGGACCCGGCCAGCCGCGGCGACAGGUACAUGCUGGUUACCUUCGAUGAGCCGCCCUACUGCAUCAAGGCUGGAUGGAAGGAAAACCAUGCAACAUUUAUGAAUGAGCUGAAAAACCUUCAGGCUUCAGGACUAACAACCCUUGGUCAGGCACUCAGGUCAUCGUUUGACUUGUUAAAUCUCAAUAGAUUAGUGUCUGGAAUAGACAACUAUGGACAGGGAAGGAAUCCAUUCUUUUUGGAGCCAUCUAUUUUGAUUACCAUCACAGAUGGAAACAAACUGACAAAUACAGCUGGAGUUCAAGAGGAGCUUCAUCUUCCUUUGAAUUCUCCUUUGCCUGGAAGUGAAUUAACCAAAGAACCAUUUCGUUGGGAUCAAAGGCUGUUUGCUCUAGUGCUGCGUUUGCCAGGAGCUGCAUCUGCUGAACCAGAGCAGCUUGGGAGUGUGCCUACUGAUGAAUCUGCUAUCACACAGAUGUGUGAAGUUACAGGAGGUCGUUCCUACUGCGUUCGGACACAACGAAUGUUGAAUCAAUGUUUAGAAUCUCUAGUUCAAAAAGUCCAAAGUGGUGUUGUUAUUAACUUUGAAAAGUCAGGACCAGAUCCAGCUCCUAUUGGGGAAGAUGGACUUGUUGAUUCAUCCAGGCCCAUCAAUUCAUUUGCUUCUCAACCGUGGCAUAGUUGUCAUAAGCUCAUUUAUGUACGGCCUAACCCUAAAACUGGUGUUCCUGUUGGGCAUUGGCCAAUCCCAGAGUCUUUUUGGCCUGAUCAGAACUCACCAACACUGCCUCCACGCACAGCUCACCCUGUUGUGAGGUUCUCCUGUGUAGAUUGUGAGCCAAUGGUAAUAGACAAGCUUCCUUUUGACAAGUAUGAGCUGGAGCCUUCACCCUUAACACAGUACAUCUUGGAACGAAAGUCUCCCCAUACCUGCUGGCAGGUAUUUGUGAGUAGCAGUGGAAAAUACAGUGAGCUUGGCCAUCCAUUUGGGUAUUUAAAAGCAAGCACUACUUUAACCUGUGUAAACCUCUUUGUGAUGCCUUACAACUAUCCUGUUUUACUUCCCUUGUUAGAUGACUUGUUUAAGGUUCACAAACUUAAGCCAAAUCUGAAGUGGCGACAGGCUUUUGACAACUACUUAAAAACAAUGCCUCCUUACUACUUACUGCCAUUAAAGAAAGCCCUAAGGAUGAUGGGAGCUCCAAAUCUGAUAUCAGAUAAUUUAGAUUGUGGACUUAGUUACAGUGUUAUCUCUUACCUUAAAAAACUCAGCCAACAGACAAAAAUAGAGUCGGAACGGAUAAUAGGUUCAGUGGGUAAGAAAGUUCCACAAGAAAUUGGAAUAAAAGUGAAAAAUCACUCCAGUGGCCUCUCCUUGGUACACAGUAGGGAUUUUAAGCAACUGCUGCAAGGGAUCACUGGGGAAUCUCCACUGAGACUGGCGGAAAUGAAUGUUAAAGAAUUUGCUGGCUUCCACAUAGGACUCUUAAACAAGGAUUUGAAGCCACAGGCAUUCAGAAAUGCAUAUGAUAUUCCUCGACACAGUCUUCUAGACCAGCUAACUAGAAUGAGGGCCAAUCUGCUGAAAACACACAGGCUUAUCGUGGGGCAGGAUGAAGACUGCCUUCAUAGUGUUCCUGUUGCUCAAAUGGGGAAUUACCAGGAAUACCUGAAAAUGAUGCCUUCACCCCUCCGGGAGAUCGACCCAGACCAACCAAAAAGACUUCAUACAUUUGGCAAUCCAUUUAAACAGGAUAAGAAGGGUAUGAUGAUAGAUGAAGCAGAUGAGUUUGUUGCUGGGCCUCAGAAUAAGAUCAAGCGUCCUGGGGAGCCCAACACUCCAGCAUCCCUGAAGAGAAGGCGCAGCAUGUCCCCCCUGCUGAGACGGCCACAGUCACCCCCUGUUGUCACCAAUCACGUUGGUGGGAAAGGGCCACCAACUGCUGCUGGCUCCCCAUCGUACCUGAACCUCAAAGGUGUCCCAGCAAAUAAAGAUACUAAUAACAGUAUUGUCCAAGAUGGCAACGGAGAGAAGAAAGCAGAAAAUUGUCAGUCCCUGGAAAAGCAAAUUGAUGGCUUACCUGUGCAAAUGGCUCCCUCGCUGCCAGCUGCCCUGGGGGAGGAUGAAAUGCUACCCAAUGACUUAGACUCUCUACCUGUGGAAUUCAACUGUUUAAGUGAAGAUGGGUUGGAUCAUAAACCUGGUGCCAACGCUCUUGGUCGAGGGCCUGUGAACUACAGUGUGGCUGGAGAUGACCAAAAACGGGUGACAGAGUCUGCUUCUGAGUCUGUGCCAAACUCCUUUAAAAUCACCCCCAUGAUGCUGGAGGGAAACAAUGCUGAUAUUAAGAUUAAAGUGAUGAGAGAGGUUCGCAAGCCUGGAAGAAAUUAUGAAAAAAUCUUCUCUCUUCUUGAGGAGGUGCAAGGACCUGUGGAGAUUCAGAAGUAUUUCAUUGAAUUUGCUAUCAAGGAAGCAGCAAGGUUUAAAAAACGAGUCUUAAUACAACACUUAGAGAGAAUACUAGAGGAACUAGAGUUCAACAGUCUACCCAGCAGAGUUAAUCACGUCAACAGUAGAUAAUAAUGUACCAGCCAGACCAAUAUGGACCAGGAAUGAGUUUGCUGUGCCACAGAAGAGUGGAAGAGGAUGGAGCUGCCACCCUCACCAUCUCGGCAGUCAAGUGAUUUUACUGUCACAGUCUGAGAAGAAGCAGUGGAGCUUUAACUUUAAGAGCCUCUAUCGGCAGAAGCUGGGCUAUAACCUUAAGGAUUUGCUAUGAAAGGUGUGGCUUUUUUCCUGUGGAGGGUGCUAUUUGCUCAACAGGCUGAAGAAAAUAAGCAUUGCUGCCCCUCCUGCAGGUGAUGAGAAUUUACUCAUUUGAACGCUGUCGUUAGACGUUUUACAUGCUGUAGGCAGCAGGUUGCACUAAAAUGGGGCACUGUCAAAUGCACACACUGUCUGCAUCGUGGAGAGAGAGCCCAAAAAAAAAUAAAAAAAAAACCUCCCAGAAACACCUGCACUGGUAAAAUUGCAUGUUGCCACCACAGAGACAAGGGUCUUGUUCCCGAGAACUACUAGCCAUGCCUUUAAACUUGAAAUGCAGUGUAGAGAGAGUAAAGAAACUGCUAUUGUGUUAAUGAAAGCUAAAGACAGCCCUGUGACUGUUACCACCUGAUGGUCACUAAACAAUCUACCUCAGACUCUCUUCUGUUUUGUCUGCAGACAUUAUGAAAGUGCACCUGAGGCUUCCCAGGUCCCCGACUUCAGUUCUCUUUCAUCCUGUGAGGAGGACGGAGACUCUUCAGGUGGCCUUGGCACACGCUGUGCUUUGGAAGCACUAAAAGGAAACGCUUUUAAAAACGUGUAUUUUAAUGUUCAUACAAAAAGAGAUUAUUUUGAACAGUAUUGUUACCAGAUCACUAAUUUGAUAUUUUAACUGUAUAAAUUUUUUUGGAACAUAUGUAUAUAUAAAAUAAACCAUUUUAUUAAUUUUUAAGAA
Apus apus (common swift) is the source of this 4550-nucleotide messenger RNA. Its product is annotated as integrator complex subunit 6-like. Gene Ontology annotation, cellular component: integrator complex. The record is from RefSeq and is a predicted model, not a curated record. The coding region runs from base 971 to 3631 and encodes 886 amino acids. Lineage: Eukaryota; Metazoa; Chordata; Aves; Apodiformes; Apodidae. Gene Ontology annotation, biological process: snRNA 3'-end processing. The transcript has 21 exons.